Trichobilharzia szidati is the source of this 2262-nucleotide messenger RNA. Lineage: Eukaryota; Metazoa; Platyhelminthes; Trematoda; Strigeidida; Schistosomatidae. The record is from the annotation of a GenBank genome assembly.
AUGGAUGCUGGUGGUACAAUAGAACCGAAUCAAGUAGUAGAAGGCAUAACAACACUCUUCAAUCCACAAACCUAUCAUCUAUUUCCAACUGGUGCAGCUGAACUAAUGAAACCUCAUCUACCUGACUGUUUAGCCUUUAUAUCAGAUAUUCAUACCAUGCACAAAGUUAAACAAUCUCAGAAGUCAGCCGUUCAACUGAACAGCCUUGGAUGUGGUCUUGGCUCCUCAUCUGCAAUGACUGGUUCUGGUGUAUGUGGAGGUGGUAAUAAUGACUCCAACACACUAGGAAAUAGUGGAGGGGCCUCCGGAGGUACUGGUACUGGUCUCUUCGGUGGAACGUUUAAUCCCUCCGGAGCGUCUAAUUCUGGACCUGGGGCUACGGGAACUAGCUCUGGCGUUGGAUUAGGGGCAGGUAUCCCAAGUUUACAUGAAGAUGUCUUAGGAGCACACUUGAAAUCAGGCCUAGCUCAGUAUGUCUCAUUGGAAUUAUCAAGAUCUAACAGCGGAGGCGAUCAAGAUGUCUUACCUCUGCUUGCACCUGGAUUAUUAUCUGAUAUAAAGACUAUACGAACUAAUAAAACUGCAGCACCUGGGUUACCUUCCCGAUCAAAGACGUCCACUAAUGUAAUAGGAUCAAAUGUCGCUUCAGCUGGAACAUCCGGGAAGAAUGUAAGCUUAUUGACAGAAAGUGGACAUAUUACUAGUUCCGAGCAUACAACUACACAAGUAAAAACUAGUAAGACCAGUGGAUUAAUUACCAAACAAAGUGACACUCAUCCAGAUCCAGCAAUUAUAGUUAUUACCCAACCGGAUGCAGCUACUCCAACCAUUUGUAAAUCCAGUGAUACAGAUCACCCUCGUUUAACAGCAUCGGCCUCGACACCAUCAGGCAAAGGACUAGAUGGUAGCACUCCCAAACUACUGGCCCCUUCGCUUUCUAGUCCACCACUAGGAAGUUCAUCUGAUCAAAUUUCUUCUACCACUGCUUCAGCAUGCACAUUAAAUUCAACGUCACCAAAUUCUAUUUCUCCUACAACAUCUACCACUCCUAUAGUACCUAGUCCCAAUCUGACUAGUCCUCGUCAACCAACCUAUGCACAUGUUAUGUUAGCUCCACCACUUUUGCAUACAAGUCAUGCUGAAGCACCUAUACUACAAUAUUUACCAUGGUUAAAGUCUACUCCACCGUCGUCUCAAUUAGGACCAAAAGAUUUUCUCAUCAUGGUUGAAAGAGUUCGUACAUUGUCUUGGCUAUUACUCGGUGCAACAAUGAAUAUGGCAUUAACACGUGAAGCGACCGGUUUAUCUUGUCGUCCUAUACCAUUCAGCUUAGUUGUUUCAGUAGCAGAUUUAGUCAAGGCUUUAUUAAGUGGAUUUCCUGACCAACAGAAACAAUCUGUUACUGUGAUGUCUUCAUUGUAUCAUGUGUUUCUACUGUGUCAAGUAUGGACUAUUUAUUGUGAAACAGUUGCCAGUCUCUCACCAGUGAAUUCAAAUCAACAUAAAGCUGCUAUGGCUACAGCAUUUGAUUUUUGGAUAAGAAUAAUGCCAACUGUUUUACGCAUAUUAUCUAUUUCUGAAGAUUUUGUAAUUGUUAGCGGUCGCCUGUUAACUGUGAUUGAAGAGCUUAUUGAAUGUCAAUCAUCUUUGGUUUCAAAGCUGUUUACUUUAUGGAUACCUCUUCUUCAUGGAAGGCAUAGACAGCUACCUGGUAACAUGCUUAAACGUCUACAAAAAUGUAUAGAAUGGGAACCUCCUGAGCCAUAUAAUCGAUUGCUGCUGUUGUUGUCUAUACCUGAUCCACUGAUUAACAAUCGUUUUCUAUCAGGAACAACAAUGGGUCAUUAUGAAAAUCCAUCGUCUACAAAUAUUAUUGGGACAGGAAGUACAUUCCCAUCAUCAAGUAAUGAAAAAGCAUUAAUCCAUCCAACUAAUUCCUCCUUACCAGGAUGGACUGAAAGUUCUUUAUUAGCUUGUCAGUGUAAUUCCUUAAUGGGAUGUAAUUUAAUUUCAAAAUCAUUGAAAGAAUGUCUCACAGAAGGUGUUAAUCUAACUGGUAAUGCACAAUGCAUUGGACAUGCAUUAGCUCCAAGUGCACCUUAUGCUAAUGAUGGAACAUCUGAUGGUAUUGGAUUAGAAGCUGGUGCUAUGGGUUCAGAUCUACUGACGAGUCGUUUAGUUGCAUGGUUAAAAAAGCAUAUAUUUGUACUAGGACGUAAUGAAGACCAACACUCUACAGCUACACAUAUUUUCGUUCAUUAA